GCCCCCUUGCUCCAGGACGGAGGACGGAACCUUGCUCGGCGGGCCGCGCGGGCUGAGGGGAAGGUGUUGCGGGCCGGAAUCUCCGCCGCUCCAGCCGUCGCCAUGCAGCUCCGCUUCUUCGUCCCCAACGAGGCGCUCUCGCUGCCACCGCCACCGCUACUCACCUUCCCCUCCAUCUGGAUGGCGGGCAUCUUCUGGAUCAGCGCCUUGGUGCACAACGGCGUCAACCGCAGGCCCGCCCUGCGCUCCGGCGUCCACCGUCAACUCCUGAUGGCCACUCUGGGGUUUUGUUUGGGCUACUACAUCAAGAGAUACUCCAAUUACUACCACGCUGAGAGGGACAGGCAGCUUUUCAGUUACAUCAAGCACCAUCCUGAGGACUUUGUGGAAAAAGAGCCUAGAAAAAUGAGAGACGUUCUGGAAGACUUCGUCCCAACUCAAUGAAGGCUGCCUGCAGAUCCCGUCUUCUCCAGCCUGUUUUCUCUCGGCGUGUGGAAGCCCUCAAGGCCCAAUCGCUUGCUGAUAAACGUGUAUUAUAUCAUUUCUAAUUAAAGCUCUAUGAAGAUCCA
Crotalus tigris (Tiger rattlesnake) is the source of this 569-nucleotide messenger RNA. RefSeq names its product NADH dehydrogenase [ubiquinone] 1 subunit C2-like. Gene Ontology annotation, cellular component: mitochondrial inner membrane. The record is from RefSeq and is a predicted model, not a curated record. Gene Ontology annotation, biological process: mitochondrial electron transport, NADH to ubiquinone. Lineage: Eukaryota; Metazoa; Chordata; Lepidosauria; Squamata; Viperidae. The transcript has 3 exons. Bases 103 to 444 code for a protein of 113 amino acids.